UACUAACAGCACUUCUACCAGCGACACUACUGCUGCCGACAGAACUACCAGUCCUUCCACCAUCCAAACUACUACUGCCAAGAGUUCUAGCAGCCCUUCCACUACCAGAACUAUUUCUGGCAAAAGUACUAGCAGUCCUUCCAACACCCAGUCUACUACUGCCGAUAAUAUUAGUACCCAUUCCCCCGCAGAAACAAGUACUGCCGACAGAACUAGCAGUCCUUCCACCACCCAAACUACUACUGUUGAGAGUUCUAGCAGCCCUUUCACUACCAAAACUACUUCUACGAAGAGUACUAGCAGUCCUUCAACCACCCAGUCUACUACUGCUGAGAAUACUAGUACCCAUUCCACCGCACAAACUAAUACUGUCGACAGAACUAGCAGUCCUUCCACCAUCCAAACUACGACUGCUGAGAGUACUAGCAGCACUUCCAACACCCAAACUACACCUGCCAAGAUUACUACCAGCCCUUCCACCACCCAAACUACUACUAUUGAGAGUACUAGCAGCCCUUUCAUCAUUCAAACUACCACUGCAAAGAGUACUAGUAGCCAUUCCACCAUCCAAACUAUUACAGCCGAGACUACUAGCAGCACUUCUUCCACCCAAUCUUCUAUUGGCGAUUUUACGAGCACCAUAUCCACCAUCAAAGCUACCGCUGCCGAGAUUACUAGCAGCCCUUCCACCAUCCAAACUACUAGUAUCAAGAGUACUAGUAGCCCUUCAAGCAGCCAAACUAUUUCCGCGAGUCCUACCAGCCCUUCCACCAGCCAUACUACUACUGCCCAGAGUACCAGCGGUCCUUCCACAAGCCAAACUACUGCUACCUAUAGUACCAGCGACCAUUCUCCCACCCAAACUACUGCUGCCAAGAGUACUGCCAGCCAUUCCACCAGCAAAAUUACUACAGCCAAGACAACUAGCAGCCCUUCCACCACCCAAGCUACUACUGCCAAGAGUACUAGCAGCCAAUCUACCACCCAAACAGGAAAUGCCACAGGGACAUCAACUGAUUUCACAUCAAUACCAGUCUCCGCAACUACUCCCUCGACAGAAGCACAGGUCACAGCGACCAUGUCUAGCCCUUCGAUUACCAAAAGUACUAACACUCUUUCCACUAGCAAAACCAUUACUGUCAAGAGUACCAGAGGCCCGUCCACCAGCCAAACCACUGCUGCCAAGAGUACUAAUGGCCCUUCCACCAGCCAACUUACUACUGCCAAGAGCACUAACGGCCCUUACACCAGCGAACGUAUUACUGCUGAGACUAAGAGCAGCCCUUCCACCACCCAAACUACUGCUCCCAGGACUACCAGUGGCCCGUCCACCAGCCAAACAUCUUCUGCCAAGA
Molecule: messenger RNA, 1355 nt
Organism: Pseudonaja textilis
Lineage: Eukaryota; Metazoa; Chordata; Lepidosauria; Squamata; Elapidae
Source: RefSeq, a predicted model, not a curated record